This is a messenger RNA of Bactrocera tryoni, 1294 nucleotides long. It is a transcript of the gene PIG-C, whose product is annotated as phosphatidylinositol N-acetylglucosaminyltransferase subunit C. The coding region runs from base 374 to 1225 and encodes 283 amino acids. The record is from RefSeq and is a predicted model, not a curated record. The transcript has 2 exons. Gene Ontology annotation, biological process: GPI anchor biosynthetic process. NCBI's taxonomy places the organism in Eukaryota, Metazoa, Arthropoda, Insecta, Diptera, Tephritidae. Gene Ontology annotation, cellular component: glycosylphosphatidylinositol-N-acetylglucosaminyltransferase (GPI-GnT) complex; membrane.
GCGUUACAAAAAAGAUUUAUGGAUUUUCGUUUCUUUAUUAAAAAGUUUAACACUAUUUAUAGGUCAUUUCUACAGUAGCAAAUAUUUAAAGGCAACACCUGAAUAACUUAGAAUGUAAAUACUAAUUGGUUAAAAUAAUCAAUUCCUUGAACAUACAUAAGUAUGUCUGGAGUGCACAUAAAGAAAUAACAAUGACCCUAAAUUGAGACAUUUAAUGAUUCAAUGCGAAGUUCGUACGAAAGAUUUAAAAAGAAAUCGUAUUUCGCAUUUCUGAAUAAUUGUAAAAUAAUGGAAUUUUGAAAUUUAUGUAUUAAAUCGAAUAUUUUAAUUCAGAUACUACGUGAAAAAUAAAUAAACAUAAUGAUAUAACACCAUGGUGCCUCAAUCAUAUAAACGUUGGAAGAAAUGCUUGUACGAAAAUGCUGAAUAUGACGAUAAUUACACAGAUCCCAGCUUCCUAAAAGACUUGAAAACGAAUUUAAAUGUUCGCUUUUUCACUUUCGAGGAAGCUCUUAAAGGCAUCACUAGGCUAAAUAACCAAAUUUCGUGUAUAACCGCUUUUUUGGUUAUUUUCUAUUUGCUUUACAGCGAGAGUGUUACCCCACUCAAUGUUUUAUUAGUCACUGGACUAAUCACUUCAGUUGGAUACAUCUUUUACCGUGGACAAAAGCUUUUUACACUUCAAUAUCUUCUGGAGGACUCAAAAACUCUAUUGACGGUAUUGGUCUUUGGAUAUCUUUUUGCGCCUUUACUACACCGUCUAACGAAUGCUAUAAGCACUGAUACAAUAUUUUCAAUGACAUUCUUUGUCCUGCUGCUCAAUCUAAUAUUUUUUGAUUAUGGAUUAUCAGCUGCAAUGGUUUCAAAGGCGCUAUCAUUGAAUGCUGCUAUAUUUGCAUCAAUUUGUUUGGCGUCUCGCCUUUCUACUGCUUUCCAUGCGUUUGUUUUGCUUGUAGAAGCGUCUGUCUUUUUUGUACUUUAUCCUAUUUUUACAUCUUUAUACUGGCGAUGGUACCUUUUGUUGCCUACUUAUAUGAUUUGUUGUUUUAUGCUGUACAACAUUUCCAUUAAUAUUCUUAUUAUUUAUGCCACUUUAACGGGAUUUAUUAAUAUUAUAUGUCCAUACAUAUUUGUGACACAACAACAAUAUAAGCAAAAUAUUCAUGGGCCAUGGGAUGAAGCAGUAGUAGAGGAAAACUCGGAGAAUGUCAUUAGUGAUAAAUAAUCAGGGGUAUUAUUUAAUUAUGUGUGCAUAUGAUUUAAUAAAAACAUAUUGUCUUUAGUCCCAUUAUAA